GAGCUCCAGAUCCGCUUCCAUUGAAUUGAAUCGGGCACUAGAAAACCUGUCAUCUUCAAUUCAUCCACGAAUCCUUCAUUUUCUUCCAGAGAAAAAAUCAUACAGAUUUCGUCAAUUUCAUCUUCCUGUAGAUGAUUAAUUUAUAGAUAUGUUAUCGUCUUCGUCGUCGACUUCGAUGAUUCGUCGUGUUGUUCCCUUCUUCACCGCCCGAAUUCGUCAAAAUUACCGACUUUUGAAUUCUUCAGCUUCUGCUCUAUCACAGCCCCAAUCUCAAUCUCAAUCUCAAGUCGAAGCUACAGAUUCCGUUGUAAUGACUGAGAACUGCGUUCGUAGGAUUAAAGAGUUGCAAGCUGGCGAACAUAAAGAGAAGAUGCUCCGGUUGAGUGUUGAAGCCGGUGGUUGUUCUGGGUUUCAAUAUGAAUUCUCUCUAGAUGAUAAGACCAAUUCGGAUGACAGAAUUUUUGAGCAUGACGGAGUUAAAUUGGUUGUGGAUAAUGUAUCAUUCGAUUUUGUCAAAGGUGCAACUGUUGAUUAUGUUGAGGAGCUGAUCCGCUCUGCUUUUCAGGUUUCUACCAAUCCAAGUGCAGUGGGUGGGUGCAGUUGUAAAAGUUCCUUCAUGGUGAAACAGUAAUUUGACACUUCUGUAGCAUUCAGCCCAGAAAAUCAGCAUUCCUCUAAGCUGGAUAUGGUUUACUGCAAGGCUUAACCACUUUAUUAUGUUAGUCAAUCUGAUGUAUCUCUAUUCAUCAUAUUCUUCUACCGUGUUAAGGUAGCAAGACCUGCAUUAUGAGAAUUUAUACUUGUGAGGUGAUAGAUUCUUUAUUUGUACAUGCCAUUUUUUUGCCUUGUUGGGGCUAGUUGGAAGUGCAGAGUCUGACUGUUAAAUUAGACAGGUGGAUAGGCUGUUGUAUUGUAGGCAAUAAUUCCAGUUGAAGAUGUGGUUAGUUUUGGCUGGAGACUUUGUACAAGGAAUUUUGAAGUGAAGGGUUACUCCUAAUUACUGGGAAUAAUGGUCCAAAGGCAUGUGGGAGAAGCAUAUUAGAUAGCGUCCGUCCAUAUCCACUGUAGUAGAAAGUUUUGAUCAAACAAUGGGUUGUUUUAUUUUUGCUGUAUGAUCUUUUGACAUCUGUGGUCAUGUUGAAAUUGAAAUCGAAAUCUUGAAAAAAGAACAAUAUUACCUGGGAGUUGAAAAAUCUGAA
Molecule: messenger RNA, 1199 nt
Organism: Solanum lycopersicum (tomato)
Lineage: Eukaryota; Viridiplantae; Streptophyta; Magnoliopsida; Solanales; Solanaceae
Product: iron-sulfur assembly protein IscA-like 2, mitochondrial
Biological process (GO): iron-sulfur cluster assembly
Cellular component (GO): mitochondrion
Molecular function (GO): 4 iron, 4 sulfur cluster binding; 2 iron, 2 sulfur cluster binding; iron ion binding
Source: RefSeq, a predicted model, not a curated record